AUGAUAUGGCAAAACCUAUUGCAAGAGUUGUGUGCGGUACUGCAGGUGAACCCUGGUGCACUCAACCUUGAUGCGAGCUUCGUUCAGAACGGUGGGCAUUCUCUCAGUGCAGUGGACUGGGUGGCCCGCCUCAAAAAACAGGGCAUUUUUCUAUCUGUUGGCCAAGUUCUUUCUUGCUCUAAUUUGAAUGAACUGUUUAAUGGUUUGCUGCUGCCGUCAAAAUCCGAAUCAGAUGGUCAACUACCCCCAGAAUUUUCGGACAAUGGCGCUAUAUCAUCGAGCACAUCGUCUCCCUGCCUUUCCACGCCGCCAUCGAGCGACGUGUCCACGACCGAUGAGGACAGCUCGAUGACCUCUCAGUUUCUCUUAUCCGAUGCUCUAAUAGACAUGGGUAGAACCGACCCACUGAGUGAGAUGCAGGCCUCCCUCUUACACGGCUCCCUCAAGAACCCAGGAACGAACAUCAUCCACCAUUACGAGACUUACCCGACAAAGAUAAUUCCACGAUUCAAGGAGGCGUGGAAGGCUGUCCUCGAAGCAGAACCAAUUUUUCAGUCAUCCACUCUUUUAAUGCCAGGACAAGCGCAAGAAAUAUUUAUGUGGACGGAACUCACUGUAGACACAGCGGCUGAGUAUCAGAGACAGAUGCAAGCCGUGGCUGUUCAAAGUUCCAUUUCCUCCUUCACCGUGAUCCAUCAAUGCUACGAGGGUACCAGUGAUGGUCGAAGCACUAUUAUAUGGACCGUUCACCACGCAAUGGUAGACGGCUAUUCCGCCAUGUUAUUAUUUCACAAGGUCCGUCGGCUCGUUGCCGGACUGUCCAUCGCCCCUGGCCCGUCGUUCUCCCAAAUUGAGAAGCAAAUCAACAUGUGGCGGCGCACACAUAAGGCCGAGGGUGACGAGUACUGGUCCAAGCAGGCGUCACUCCUUCAACAGGCUCAGGGGGAUCCCCUCUUGCCAGAACCGCAGCAGGAUCCCGUAUCAACGACACCGACCGAGAGCGAAGAAGUCAUUAUCGCCAGCAACAUCUCACAGACACGGCUCCAGACUGCGAGCCAGGAGCUUGGAGUAACACCAGCUAUUUUCUACUAUGCAGCGUGGGCGUUUGUGCUCAGUCUCUAUACGGAUUCAGAUUCGGUGGUUUUCGGGGCGGUCAUGGCUGGACGCAAUCUCCCGUUACAUGGGAUUGACGAGGUAGUUGGACCAUUGAUCAACACCCUGCCUCUGUGCAUCAAGCUCGAUGAAAAGCAGUCAGUACGUGACUGCCUCUGGAGCCUUUUCGGUCAGGUGGUCGAAUUGGCCGAGUACCAGUGGACGACUCUGGACAACGGAUAUUCUCGAACAUUUGCCUCGGCGAUGGCAUUGCAAGUGCCUGAGCCAGACUUUCCGGAAGGUCCAUUACCACUGGAGCCGCCAUACACUCGACAGACAAUGGACGUCCCACUAAGCAUCAAUAUUAUGACAAAUGGAGCGGCCCGCUUCGUCUACCAUACGGCUCGUUACAGCGCAGGGGAUAUGGCCCGGAUCAGCAACUACUUUCACCGUGCCCUGCAGCUUCUCCUCCGCCCACAUCAGAUAGUAAAAGAGUGUCUGCAGGGGAUGCUUGGCUGUGGUGAUCUGGAGACCUUGAUGGCAUUUGGAAAUUGUCAUUCAGGGCUGACUACGGCCGUUGUGGUCCAGGACGACUUAGUGACGCUAUUCGAAUCUGCUGCGUCGCGACAUCCUGCCGCCAUUGCGCUUCGAAAAGGCAGUCAUGAACUAGAGUAUCAAGAAUUAGAUGCCUCUGCCAGUCGAGUGGCAGCCUCUUUACGCAAUCACAUUUCUGAUGGUGAUGUUGUCUGCCUUCACGCAGACCGUUCCAUCCACUGGAUUGUCGGGGUGAUGGGCAUCCUGAAAGCUGGCGGAAUUCUUUGCGCCGUAGAUGCAGCUCUUCCUCCAGAGGCCCAAGCAGAUGAGCAUUUGCAGCCCUCGGCCUGUGAACAUGUGCUGGUGAUUGCGGAAAUUCUUGAGAGCGACCAGACGCCCCUUGCCCCCCGCCGCUUGCCCCGUCCCGCCGACAACGCAUAUCUUUGCUUUACUUCCGGUUCAACGGGAAAGCCCAAGGGGGUGAUGUGUAGACACGAAGGGCUGGUCGCAUUUCAACGUGAUCUCGAAGUGCGAAUCUUUGCGCAACCGGGCCAGUACAUUGCGCAGAUCAUGUCCGUUGCAUUCGACGGCAGCAUCCACGAGAUCUUUUCGGCACUUAGCUACGGUGCCUCCCUGGUUUUGCAGAGCGGUGGAGAUCCAUUUGCGCAUCUGCAUGAUGUGGACGCGGCUAUUCUCACCCCAUCAAUGGCUCGCGUGUUGGAUCCGGCAGAUUUCCACCGAUUGGCUACUGUAUAUCUCGUCGGAGAGCCCGUGCCGACAGAGGUCGUCGAUAAAUGGGCCCAGCACAAAACACUCUACAACAUGUACGGUCCGACGGAGGGCACCUGUGGCGCGACAAUCAAGCGCCUCUUGCGGCAACAGCGAGUGACAAUAGGCCCCCCAAACCCUUCGACCCGGCUAUAUAUUAUGAAUCGACAGCAGGAGCUUCUCCCUCCCGGUGUCAUUGGAGAAAUAUACAUAGCUGGAGUCCAAGUUGCCCGCGAGUACAUCGGAAUGCCCCAACAGACCGCUGAACGAUUUCUACCCGAUCCGAUCCGAAGAAUAGGUGAGCGCAUGUAUCGCACCGGAGAUAGGGGUUACUGGACGAGCAAUGGCGAGGCCGUCUGCCUUGGUCGUUCUGACCGCCAGAUCAAGCUGCGCGGCUUUCGCCUUGACCUGGACGACUUGGAAGCCCGCAUGAUACGAGCGGUACCAGCAGUGACAGCCGUGGCAGUCACUCGGCAGGGUGAUAAUCUCAUUGCUGCUGUUCUGCCGGCUUCAGUUGACGUGUAUGCAUUUGCGGCGCGCGUGACCCAGAUAUUACCCCCUUAUGCGACACCGCGCAAAAUUGUCGCCCUUGAUGAUUUCCCGACCACCAAAGCGGGGAAGCGGGACUAUCAGGCGCUUGCGAAAAUGAGUAUACGGGCUUCCGCAGCCAUGGGUCGUCCGUUGCACACCCCUUUGGAGAGGACGGUGGGGAACGCCUUUCGGGAGGUCCUUCGGCUGGCCCCCGAUACCAGGCUGAACACCUAUUCUAGCUUCCGCGAAUUGGGUGGCCACUCGCUACUACAGCUGCUUUUGGUCACCCGCCUAAGCCAGGCUGUGGGACGUCAAGUUCCCCUGCGUUUGGUAGUACAGCAUGACCGCAUUGAGCAGCUCGCAUCAGCCAUUGAGAAAGGGCCCUCUCUGCCUCAGCUCCUGGCACUGGACGCGAACACACUGGGGUAUCAAAAUAAAUUAGAGCACAAGGCAUUUCUAUUUUCAUCACAAAGCAGACUCACCGAGACCAAUUGGAUUCAAUCGUUGCGACUCUUUGAGGAAGCUGUCGCAUUUGCGGAGAUUAGCAAGCGCGCUCGGGGUCCAGCGUCCGCCGCAGCAUUCCGACACUGUUUGAAUCUCCUCGCGCAAGGGCUCAAUAUACUCUGGAUGUACCAGGAGAUCGUAGAAGAAAUGGAUGAGCUGUACAUGUUCAGUACCACGAAUACGAAUUCUGCGAAAGAAGACAGACUGAUCUACCUGGAACGCAAGGUUAUACGUAGCCGCCUGUACAGCCUCUAG
Aspergillus clavatus NRRL 1 is the source of this 3684-nucleotide messenger RNA. RefSeq names its product nonribosomal peptide synthetase gliP (gene gliP). Gene Ontology annotation, biological process: amino acid activation for nonribosomal peptide biosynthetic process; secondary metabolite biosynthetic process. The record is from RefSeq and is a predicted model, not a curated record. Gene Ontology annotation, cellular component: cytoplasm. The transcript is spliced from 3 exons. NCBI's taxonomy places the organism in Eukaryota, Fungi, Ascomycota, Eurotiomycetes, Eurotiales, Aspergillaceae. The coding region runs from base 1 to 3684 and encodes 1227 amino acids. Gene Ontology annotation, molecular function: phosphopantetheine binding; catalytic activity.